Esox lucius (northern pike) is the source of this 3998-nucleotide messenger RNA. RefSeq names its product dual serine/threonine and tyrosine protein kinase (gene dstyk). The transcript is spliced from 14 exons. The coding region runs from base 1094 to 3871 and encodes 925 amino acids. Gene Ontology annotation, molecular function: ATP binding; protein kinase activity. The record is from RefSeq and is a predicted model, not a curated record. Lineage: Eukaryota; Metazoa; Chordata; Actinopteri; Esociformes; Esocidae. Gene Ontology annotation, biological process: protein phosphorylation.
UUGUGGCUUGCUCAUACUGUGGCUAGCUUCUUAUACGUGUUCUUGGUUGUCUGGGCAUAAUGUUUCUGAAGGGUUUUCGAUGGAAAUGCUGUAACUGGAACAUUGUGUAUUUUAAUUCUCCACUCGUGUGAUGGCAACAUCUUUUUUCUAGGUGUUUAAUUGCGAAGACAUUGAUCGAAGACUUGGAAGCGCAGCGGCUGAUAUUUCAUCUAUCCUGCAUCACAACUAUGUUGACUGGCACGGCAGUGGCAAAAAGCGAGGUUGUUUAGUUAGCUACUAGCUAGCUGGCUACCAAUUUCACUACAAUCUCGGAUUAAUCCUCAAAUCAAAACUGCUAUAGAAGUAGCCUUUCUCCACUUACUAGAACCACUGGGAGGAAUUUGCAUGAGAGAGUUAAACAACAACGUCAACUGGAGUAAUGGGUUGCUGUCUAGAAACGUACUGUUAACAUGGAAUACGAUGCAUGGCUUGCUCGCUAUGAUAGGAAGGUAAGGGCUAGUACGUCCGGAGCUAGCUAGCUAGCUAACGUUGGCCAUCUCAAUUAAAUAUAUUUUUGAGACAUUUAUCCAAACUAGAGGACACAAGUAAAUUCGACAACUAUUGAACGCUAGCUAGGGGCUGAACGUCGUUUGCGUGGAGACUUGUUAUCAAACUGUAUUCCUUUUAACGUGUGAUACGCGUGCUUUUUGUUUAUGUAUAGACAGCGGUAAAGUGAUGCAGUGAUUUGCAGUGGAUUCACCCGCAAACUAGCGGUGGAGUGGUAAAACAUUGCAACUGCUGUAUUGCUUGAAAACUCUUUGAUUCACUGUGGACUUUUUGGACUAUUUAUUGUCUGUCAAAUCCAUAACCGAGUCACUCCCUAGACGUCAAGUAAACAUGCGUGAUGCAAAUAGUUGACGAACAGUGGGAAUCUGAAUGGUGACAAAAGCUCACAAAGACUGUCUAGUUCACUGUCUACGCCGUUGCCUAACAGCUUUCAAUAGAAAUUAAAACUUAGGGCCUGCAUACCACAUUAGGUUUGACGUUUAUAAAGUGGUAACAGUAAAGAACCUUCUCCAAUUUGUGCCUCUGUAGAAUCGGAAUACCUACUGCUAUGGAGGGGGUAGGUGGGGGAAAUGUGCAGAAAGUGACUCCUUUGGCUAGAGAAUUAACCCGGAUCUUGAUUAGCUACAAUAAAAACUCUAUACAACUGAAAAAGAAUCUUAAGGAGACCAACACGUUUUUUCGGGAAAUAAAACAGAACUACAGUAAUGCAUGCGCAUCAGCCGCCAGCACCGAGGCAACUGCUCUGGAGGCAGGGCAGCUUAGCUGUAUAUCCUUUCCCCGGCAUGAGGAGGAGUUCCUGCAAAGCAGUGUUGGAAGCGCCCCCUAUGUCCUGGUACUUGGCCAGGACUGUGCCGCGCGCUACCAGCUGCUCAACUGCCUUCUUGGGGAGCGUCUCCUGCCCCUGGGGCCUGAGGCCGGUGAGGCCUGUGAAGGUGUCCAGGGCACUGCCUGUAAGCGGAGGAAGCUAUGCUUCACCCAUGGGCGCCAGACGCGACUCAGCCUGGCGCUGCCCGGCCAGUACGAGCUGGUACACCAGCUGGCAGCCCACUGUGGGCGCUGGGAUACCGUACCGCGGGAGGACCUGGAGAUUCAGGAGGAGUGUGAGGACCCUGCACACAGGCUGGCUGAACUCGAGAUCACCUUGCACCACCCUCUGCUACAGGAGGCGAAAAUCAUUGUGGUACCGUGCUCCAGUGUCCAGCCCAUUGAGAAGGCCUUGGAGGACUGCACGGAAAACGUGGUUCCCAUCAUGCUCUAUGCCAUCAACCAGGAAACCCUCACAGCUGGGCACGUGUCCGAGCUAAUGACGGUCAAAGAGAUGCUCCCCUUCCCCUUUUGCUUCGUCCGAAUGCCCCCCGCCCAGCCUGAGGAUUCGUCCGAGCACGGUCGGCGCUUGGAGAAGGAGAAGAGCCCCCUGCACAAGCAGCUGCUGUCCCUGGGCUUCCUCAGCGCCUCAAUGGGUAACUGUUCCUGCGGCGCGCCCUCCCAGACCCCCAGCCUGGCCGCCAAGCCCCAGAGCGUCCUAGGGGAGGCCUUUGAAAGGUUGCACCGGCUCCUGGUGCCCUUUGCCCGCCAGGUGCUCCAGAACCAGCAGGUGGAGGCUGCUAACCUGCUCAACGGAGUUCAUUGCCGUUGCCUUGACCUCUUCAUUAACCAGGCUUUUGACAUGCAGCGGGACUUGCAGAUCACGCCGCGGAGGCUGGAGUACACACGGGAGAAGGAAGGCGAGCUGUUCACCUCCCUGAUGGCCAUUGCCAACCGAAAGCAGGAGGAGAUGAAGGAGAUGAUCGUGGAGACGUUGAGCAGCAUGAAGGAGCAGCUGCUGGAGGACGCUGCCAACCUGAAGUUCACAGACAUCAUAGUGGCAACCAACGGGGAGCCUGUAACCUCAAAGGACAUCAAGUCGUGUAUCCACCAGAUCCAGGAGCUGAUAGUGGUGAGGUUGAACCAGGCAGUGGCCAACAAACUGAUCAGCUCUGUGAACUACUUGAGGGAGAGCUUUGUAGGCACCCUGGAGCGCUGUCUCAACAGCCUCGAAAAGUCCAACAUGGAGUCCUCUGUUCACAACAUCACCUCUAACCACCUCAAACAGAUCCUUAAUGCUGCUUAUCAUGUGGAAGUAACCUUUCAUUCAGGAUCCUCUGUUACAAGACUUGUGUGGGAGCAGAUCAAACAGAUCAUCCAGAGGAUAACGUUUGUGAACCCUCCUGCCAUCACCCCAGAGUGGAAGAGGAAGGUGGCCCAGGAUGCCAUAGAAAGCCUGAGUGCUGCCAAACUAGCUAAGAGCAUCUGCUCCCAGUUUAGGACACGCCUCAACAGCUCCCACGACGCCUUUGCCGCCUCUCUGCGACAGCUGGAGGAGGGCCACACUGGCCGGUUGGAGCGUACUGAGGAUCUGUGGCUGCGUGUGAGGAAGGAUCACGCCCCGAGGCUGGCCCGCCUGUCUCUGGAGAGCCGCUCCCUCCGAGACGUGCUGCUGCAUGGCAAGCCCAAGCUUGGUCGGGAGCUAGGGCGGGGCCAGUAUGGAGUGGUCUAUCUGUGUGACAGCUGGGGGGGACGCUAUCCCUGUGCUCUGAAGUCAGUGGUGCCGCCUGACGACAAGCACUGGAACGACCUGGCACUUGAGUUUCAUUACACUAGGUCCCUCCCAAAACACGAGCGUCUUGUGGACCUGCACGGCUCUGUGAUCGACCACACGUAUGGAGGAGGCUCUAGCAUCGCGGUGCUGCUCAUCAUGGAGAGGCUCCACAGAGACCUGUACACGGGCCUGAAGGCUGGCCUGUCACUAAAGGAGAGACUCCAGAUCGCUCUGGAUGUGGUCGAGGGCAUUCGCUUCCUGCAUGGCCAGGGGCUUCUGCACCGGGACAUCAAGCUAAAGAACGUUCUGUUGGAUAAGCAGAACCGGGCCAAGAUAACAGACCUGGGAUUCUGUAAGCCAGAAGCCAUGAUGUCCGGCAGCAUCGUAGGAACCCCGAUCCACAUGGCCCCUGAGCUCUUCACAGGAAAGUAUGAUAAUUCUGUGGAUGUCUACGCCUUUGGAAUCCUCUUCUGGUACCUCUGUACUGGCUCAGUCAAACUCCCAGAGGCCUUUGAGAAAUGUUCCAGCAAGGAUCAGUUGUGGAAUAACGUUAAAAAAGGCGCACGCCCGGAGAGGUUAGCUAGCUUUGAUGAGGAAUGCUGGCAGCUGAUGGAAGCUUGUUGGAACGGAGACCCUUCCCAGAGGCCUCUGCUCGGUAUUGUAGAGCCUAGAUUGCAAAGCAUCACGAUACGACUGUGCAACUGUGGCUCAGAUCAGAAGAGCAGCAGCAUGGAGGACUCAAACUGACACAUUGAGAGAGGACCACAGACUGCAAAGGACUAUGGUCAAAGAAUAAUUUUGUAUUUAUGAAAAAAGGACUAUGUUUCUGGAAGGCUAUAAGGAGAUUACCAAUAAUAAAUAGUGACCAACUCUG